CUUUUUUGUCUGUUUUAUGGAACAUAAAGCAAAACGAUGUUUAUUUUUCUUAUGGAUUGUUUACCUGCCUUUUCUCGCGGGAAAGACCAUCAUGGCUGACUGGAAACGAAAAGCGAAACUGUGAAGAUAAAAUUCCUUCUACUCCAUGAUAGCGUGUGUGACAGCUGACAGAACAAUUAAAGAUGUAUAAUAACCUUCCUGGCUUGUUGAUCAUUUGUAUCAGAACAUCAAAAUGAGUUUCCCUUUCUGAAGGAGACAGCAAUCAGCAUGGAUAGCUUAUCUGACCUCAUUCAUUGCUGUAGAGCACUGGACACAGAUAAAGUCACAGAAAGAAAGAAACAGACAGAGAAACUGAAGUUGCUUUUGGAGAAAAGUGUAGUACAGAAAGCCUUGGAUGAUAACACUGAUGCUAAGCAGAUCAGCAAAGAAAAGAGCCUGUUUGCCUGGGAUAGUGUUUUCAAAUUUGUGGUUGACUUGGUUCUGGUGGAGACAAAUUGCCUGAGAAAAGCCAAGGAGAGCAAUUCUCAAACAGCAAUCAACAAUCGUGAGAAAAAGAAGCAAGACAUCAGUGGCCUGGUCAAAUUUGUGGUGCGAGUGACUGACAAAAGAGGUGAAAGGUUAAAAUGUUUCAGUGUGAUGAAUCACAUCAUACAGGUGCUGAAAGACCCGUUCACAUGUCAGGCCUAUGGCGCAGACUACAGCAGUCUGCUCCUCAAGAAUAUACUGUGUGUGAGGAAAUAUUCCACAGAGCUGACCAGUAAAAUGUGGCAGGAGCUGAUCUCUCUCUACCUUAAGCUGUAUUGUGACCCACCUAAUGGAUUUAAUCGUGUCAUUUUGGCACAGUUAAUCCAUGCGCUUGUCAUUGGGGCAUCUCAACAACUGGACAUGAGACCAAAGAAACUGUUCGCAUUUUUCACUGAAGUAUUUAAAAAUAUUAGGCAGGAGAAGAGCACUGUUGUAAUAGAGCACUUAGUGUUGGCUAUGAAUACAGUUGUCCGGUAUUCCUCUACUAAUGGCAGAAAGCAGGUGUGUCGCCUAGGGGAGGAAGUGUUUAUCAACCUUCUUUUUCUGCUCACACACAGACCCACAGUCAGACUAAAGGAAUGUGCCCAGGAGUUUCUGCACCUGCAGCUGAUGGCACACCACCCUCAUGGGGCCCGCACGGAGGAAAGUGGGGCGUUCGCUCAUGACUGGAAGCUUUGGGCGAGUCACUUGAGGAAGCUGUAUGAUGCUGUGUACUCAGACCUGAGACAGGUGGGAGGUAGAAACAAGUUCUCUACUGGUUUUAAGGAAGCUAUCCUCAAACCUGCUUACUUGGAGUUGAUAGCUGACCUAUGUCACCAGUUGUUCACAGAGCAGCCUGGCUGUAUUGAGGUGACACAGGUCAGCAGUUUGGAUGGAGGACCAGGGGUUAAGAAGAGGAGACUGGAGUCUGGGUGGUCAGCACUGAGGGAUGCUAUAUCCUCCACAGGGCGCACUAUGCAGACAGUACCAUGGUUACAGUUACUGAGUCGUCUUCUGAGGAAACACCCUGAGAGUCUUCCCUGGGAGGAAGUGUCAUCUCUGCUCCAGACCCUUAUCCCUAUACUCACUGAAUGUAAACGGAGUGAAGUAGUGAGCUACAGCUUGAUGUCUGUGGAGGCAUUAGUUCUGGCUGUGGGCGCCCGGGCUGACUGGGCACACUGCAGACAAGACUCUGACCUCACCCCCUGGCACAAGGUCUGGGCAGCAGUCCUUAGAUUGAUAAGUCUCCAUCAUUCAGCAAAGGAAAGCUUCUCAGUUAUGUCUGCUCUUAUACAAAAUCAGCUGAUAACACCAAAGAAGGACAUGUGGAAUUUAUUUUUUUGUAACAUUUGUACUCCGACUCAGGAAAGUUUGGAAUUCUUAAUGAACUAUCUGAGUUCCCAUGACCUUCCUGACAGUUACCAACCCUCUGUGCUGGGUAUUACCCAACCUAAUGACAAUGGGGCCUUCGUCCUGAGAAAGCAGCUUUGUGAUUGGCUCUUGGUCAGCCAUUCAGAUCUAAACGACCAAUCAACCAGAGAAUAUAUCGCUUCCAACCAGCGGCUAAUUGCUGAGAUUUUAUCUGCAUUGGUAUUGAGAGAUUGUCGCAAAGGAUUUCAACAGAGUGUUAAAAAAUUGAAGGGAAAUUCUCAUGCUACCUUUCGUGAAAAUACGGAGCUGCAAGACCUUUAUCUGGCAUACACAUUUAAUGAUAGGCCAGAGUUUGAACCAGCUUUUGGCACAUCUGACUCCUCCUGUGGGCCGACUCUGGCCAGUAUUGGUCAGCUGUAUGAGUACAUAGAGAAGCUGAUCAAGUCAGAUGUCCAAUCUCUGGUGGAGAUCACAGAGCAUCCGAUAAUGACCCUGGAGUGGAUGACCCGCAGGUGCACCAUAGGACUGAAAUUUGUACAGAGUCUUUUACAGCUGAAGGUGCUUACUGAGGAGAAAGUGUUACAAAACCCCAUACUGGAAGCUGUCAAGGUGCUGUUGAAGAACCUGUCCUUACACUUGUCUGAUGUGGUAAAGAAGAGUGGUAUUGGUGCUGUGCACACUGUAUUACAGGCCCUAGAAGAGAUGGCUGGAGUUUGCACAGAUGAUCCCAGCCAAAUUGAGGUCAUGUCACAGCUCCUACACACUGUCACCCCAGCCAGGCUUAUAGAUACAUUACUGGAGGAGGCCAUGAAAUCAUCAUUGAUAAGACAGCACACUGCCAGUAGACAGGAUUCCUCUCGUAGCUCCACCAGUAGAAUGGCUAGUGUUGUGUCGGAUGACUUUGACCUGGGCUUUGACAUAUCUUCCACAAACACUGAAGAACUAGGCAUGGACAGUUCUCCACCGGAUCUAGAGGAGUCUGCUGAUAAGUCUAAAGUUUAUUGUGCCAGUGUGGUGUCUGCGGAUGCUCUCAGUGACCUCCAGCAGGCUCAAGUUCAGGUUAUUCGAGUGUUGGUCAGGUGGUGCCAUAGCAACCCCACCAGUUUUACUAUCAGAGAAAAACUGGAAGACCUUCUUGAUGACCCCAAGUUUGACCCAGCCAGAGCUGUUGACGUACAUAUUGUGAGGGAGAUUGUCCGUGGGUACACGAGCCAGAAUCAGCUGACGGGUGACAACUUACAGAAGAUACUUGAUGCUUUGAGACAUAUGGCUAAAUGUCAUCGGCAUGACCAGGAGGUGUUUGUGGUUGUGUUAGACAUGCUGUCAGUUCUCAUACCUCCACUGUCACAUGAGGACUGUGCACUAGAUAAGGAGGUGAAGGCAGAGUGUGUCACCAUCAUCCUCAGGCUCAUCUCAGCUUACUGGAAAAUACAGGAAAGAGGAGAUGCAAUGCACAAAGUCAGACUUGCCCUUGCUAAAUGUUUGCAAGCUUUUAUUCAAAGUGGCCUGUGUGCCGAGUUCCCGGUGCUGUGUAACACGUCUGGGGGGUCAGGGGAUGAGACAGAGAUGCGUGUGUGGGAGGCUUUCCUCUUCCUUGUUAGUGACAACUCCCUACUGGUCAGGUGGUACACGGCCCAGGCUCUCACGUGUCUUUUCAACCAGAGAAGUAAACAAGAUGUUUUGCCAACUCCACACGAUGUGUUUGCCAAAAUGUAUGAAUUUGUCCAGGACACUUUAUCACUAGAGAGUAAGUUGAACGUGGAUGAGCAGGCAGAUGAGGCUCUGAAUCGUACCUCUAGCUUGCUGAAGGCGCUGGUCAAUGUUGCCUGUUACAGUCCUGUGUGUGAGAAGAAAGCUGUCUUCACCUGUGUUCAGCUCAUUAAAGAGAAGAACUUUAGUGUGGAACUAGUUAGAAAGGGCAUGGAUCAGGCAGCAGGACAGCUGGGGUACAGAGAUGUCAGAGCUUACCUCUCCACUCAUCUGCAGUUCUUAGUGUGUCACUGGCUGGAGCUCAAUUAUGACAUUCUGGAGCUCCCACAUGAACUGAUGAACUACACAACCAGAGCUGAACUCUUCCAGGAGCACUACCAUGUAAUCUUCCCAUGUCUGUUCAUGCAAAAGAAGUUUGGAAAAGUCAAGGAGAUGUGUACUGAGCUGAAUGCUGAUUGGUUGAAGCUGGCAGAGGAUUGUAUACCUGACAGCCUGGUGUAUGUUCUGCCAAUGUUUGCCCUGUGUAGCAGUGGGGAGGUUGAAAAGGACGAGGCACUGAAGGUGCAAUACAGUCAGGCCUCUGCCUGUUAUGACCUCCUCCUGAGAGAGGUCACUGAUCAGGUGGUUGACAAGUGCAUUGUCUCAAAUCUGGACCAGAUUGUGGUAAAGAUCCUCAUGACCUUGUAUGACCCAGAUGAAUCCAACAUGGACCCUCAAAGUGAAGCAGACCCGAAACCAAACCCACCGUACUACAGCACUGCUGUCAUCAUAUCCACCCUGGACUACCUAACUCAGAACUUCUCAGGCAGAAACAGGACUUUGGUCUCAGUCCUCUCAAAAAUGCAGGAUGCCAUUCAGAACAUUCUACUGUGCUUGGCUGUCAAUGUAGAAAAGGCCAGCAGGUGCUUUGAGAAGCGGCGUGUGUUGCUGAUGUACAGGGUAUUCAUCAGACUGCUCAUUAGAGAGUUCCACCAAAAGCUGGGAGGAAGCUGGGCCUUUGUACUGAGGGAGGUGAUCUACAGAAUGACCCAGAUAUUCACUAACACCAGCUUUAGACCCCCCAAAUGGUUACAAGCCUCAGCAUGGGAGUCUCAGUACAAAGCCUCCAUACAGAGCCUGUGCCUGGACAUACUACAGACCAUGUGCCAGUCAGCCAUGGAGCACUGCCCUCAGGAGCUGGGCAAGUACCUGUCCUGGAUUGUGAGUCAUCUGGUGGGCCAUGUCCAUGAUGCCUAUAAUGUAGGGACAAAGGUUGUGAAGAUAUUAGAGUACCUGUGUGUGGAGAAUGCUGGCACCCUCACUGAGCAGAUUGCUAGCCUGGAUCAGUUCCCAGAUGACCCUGCGGUAAAGAACCUGCAGAAAGUCCACAGGAAGCUCAAGUAUGCCAAAGGUCCCUAUACCCUAAAACAGGAGAUCACUCACUUCCUGAGUGCAGACAUCCAUCACAGAGGUGCAACAGAAAGUAGGCUGGGGGGCUUGGAGUUCUUGUAUAACUUCCUGACAGCGCAUGCCUCGGAUCUCUCCCAAAUGGUCUCACAGCCUGAAGACAGUCCAGAUAAGAGUCUGUUGAGUCGAUUGAUCUGGGAACUAGUCUACCUUUGUACCUCCCCAAACAAAAGAGUUCAGACUGCUGCCAGUCAGUGUCUUGGGGAGAUUGGGCCUGUGAACCUGGGGUUGGUUUCGAAGCCGGUGUCCCCUAACAGUGCUGCCUUAGAGCAAGCUCUCCUGGAGUAUGAACAGUCUCCAGAUCUACAGAAAUACUGUGUGGUGUUCCAUCUUCUGAAUGAGUGCCUGACUAAUGUGAAUGUUGAGGUGGUGCAGUCAGCCUCGUGUGUGCUCAAAUCUCUGCUGGCCACCACCACAGGCCAGAGGUUCUGUGCUGACUACAAAAAUAAGCUCACUGACAAGGACUUCCUAUUUCACUAUCUCCAUCCAUUCCAAACCAGCAAGAAAUCUAUUUCUCGGGCCAAGCCCCCUGCCAUCCCUCGGAGAACAACCCCAUUGAGGUUAGACGAUGAGACGCUGUGGUGCCCGAGUGACACUGAUCACAAACAGUGGAUUAUAACUCUAGUUGUCUCCCUUCUUCACUCUAGAGAAGUUAAAGAUGAACUUUUGUCUCUCCUUGAGCCAGUUUGUCAAGUAAAGGCCAAGUUUUGUGAAGCUGUGUUACCAUACCUGAUCCAUGACAUUCUGGUCAGAGGGUCAGAAGAAGAGAGUGCUAACCUAUCCUCACAAAUCAAUAACUUCUUCUCUCUGCAUUGUGAACACACAUCAACGGAAAAUAGCCAAACUUCAUCAGCCUCUGCAUCUCACAAAGAUAAGAAGUUGAUCUGUAUGAACAAGGAGUCCGUGAAGGUGUUGUUGUCAGUGGUACAAUAUCUUCGUCAUCAAGACCGAAUUGUCAGCAGCCACAUAAAGCAUACUCCAUUUGCCAAUAACAUGUGGCUGGAUGUUGACUAUCUGAAAGUGGCUAAGGCAGCCCAAAACUGUUCAGCCUUCUUCACCACUAUCCUGUACACAGAAAUCUGGUGGGAAAUCCAAAGAGCUAAGACUAGCACAGCUGAAGGGAAGAAGCCUGGGAGGAAGGGCUCUGUGUCUGGUAGGAGUACCCCCAACUCUCAGUCUGGCUCCCAGGACUGGAGUCAGGAGAGCGGAUCUCUGCUCACAGCAUCUGGCUUAGGGCUCAGUCCUGCAGAUAUCUUACUCGAGACUUACCUGUCUGUAGGGGACCCAGAUGGCCUGUAUGGGUACGGGGAAGGCAGACGUGCUGACAACACCUGCAGAAUCAAGACAUAUGAGCAUGAGAACCAGUGGGAUAAAGCUGCUGUGGCGUAUGCAGUGGGGAUGAACCAACCAGGCAGUGGCACACAAACUGGCUUUUUGCAGUCCCUGAAGAACUGUGGCUCCUACAGUGUGGUAGAGCAAUACCUUGGCUGGUUACCAGAUGACAACAUCGUCUGCAGCCCUCAGCUAGAGGAUCUCCGCUAUGAAGCAGCUUGGAGGCUAGGCACCUGGAAUCUGGAUACACCUAACAGUUUGGAAGAAUGUCAGACAGGCUAUAACAAGGCUCUGUAUUGUGCUCUAAAAGCCUUCCAGGAGGGUCAGGCAGACAGUGUGAUUGGAGGAGCAUGUCAGGUGGCUAGAUGUGUGUCAUUAAAGAAGCUGAAUGAAGCAAGUUGGGAGAGUAGCAGAUCUGUGUAUCCUGUCCUGGCUAACCUACGCAGCUUGAACCAGGUAGCUCACUUCCUUGAUGCCAAGAGAGAAUCUGGUAUAGAGCAGCUGAUGGAUAAAUGGUCAGUGAGCAGUGGUGAUAUGAAUGAGUUUGAGUUCUUGGAGCCAUCCUUCUCUGUACAGAACUGUUUACUGAGGCUGUUGUUGGAGAGGUGUCCCAGAGAGGGGAAGCUGAAAUCUGUAUACAUCAAACAACUGGAGCAGCUGGCAUCCCGCACUCGAAUGGCAGGCAGAUAUGAGCUGGCUGGUGACAUACUGCGUCAAAUCCAGGGGUUGCCUGGCAACGAUAGUCUAUCAUGGCAGAUAGAGGAGGCCAAUCUGUAUUGGGACAGGGGGGAGCAAACAACAGGCAAGCACCUGCUCAAAUCAUUCAUAGACAAACUAACUAAGCUAAUCAGAAACAAGGACCCAGGGGCAAGUCGUCUGUACCCACAUAUGUUGAUGAUGUAUGGGAACUGGCUGGCUGACACUCGAUCUGACAGUCCAAACGUUAUUAUGGAGAAAUACUUGGUCAAGGCUGUUGACUGGUUGGAAUCUCAUGGUGACGAAGCUGGAUUUGCGCUGAACGCUUAUCUGUCUGUAGCACGUUAUGCUGACUCUCAGUAUCAAAACAUUGUCAACUAUAUGAAGUCCAGCACCUUUGAGGCUAAACAGAAUCUCAUGAAAGAAGCCAAACAGGAACUGGAAAAAUAUAGCAGUUUGGCUGACAAGAGAGACCGUUACUUGAGGACUUUACAGAAGCAGAGUCAGAUUGAUGAUACAGAGUUACUAGUCCUCGGGGAAGAGCGCAAGUCCUUCCUGCUCACAGCCCUCCAGAGUUACAUCAAAUGUCUCAAGAGCGGGGACAGCCACGACCUCCGUAUCUUCAGAGUGAUCUCGCUUUGGUUCGAUAAUGCAACAGUUCCAGAGGUCAAUGAGUUAAUAAGGGAUGCAGUAGAUGGUGUCAAGUCUCUGAAGUUCUUGCCCUUGAUGUAUCAGUUAGCAGCCAGGAUGAGCACAACACCCUCACACCAUCAGCUGUUCAAACCCACACUGGACAGGUUGAUAGAGAGGACUGCCAUUCACCACCCCUACCACACCCUUUUUAUCAUAUUGGCCCUGGCCCACGCUAACAAGGACAGUGAGCUGCUGAACCAGGGCAAGGAGGGCAAGAGAGGCAGGCUUAAGAGAUCUACAUCUGAACUGGAUACCCUUGAUGAGGACAGGGUGUUGGCAGCUAAGGCUAUGGUGGAGAAACUGAAGUCUUCCCCUGUCCGUGAGAUAUUGACAGACAUAGAGAAGCUGUGUGUGGCCUACAUAGAGCUGGCUAACUGGAAUGUGGAGAAGUACAAACGAGAGACAAAACCUAUACAAUUACCCCAGGCAUUACAGAUCACACAGCUGAAGCAGCUGACCCUAGGAAUCAGCCCUACUGCCAUGAUACGUGUGGAUCCAGCUUGUGAAUACAAGGACAUCUCUCACAUAAUUGGCUUCCAACCCACCUUUAAGCUGGCAGGGGGAGUAAACUUACCAAAGAUUAUAACCUGUAUAUGUAGUGAUGGAACUUGGAGCAAACAGUUGGUGAAGGGUAAAGAUGACUUGCGUCAGGAUGCUGUCAUGCAGCAGGUGUUUGAGAUGGUCAACUCUCUCCUGCAGAAGGACACAGAAACCAGGCAGCGGAAUCUCAAAAUCAGGACAUACAAGGUAGUGCCCUUGUCACAGAGGAGCGGCCUCCUAGAGUGGUGUGAGGGUACACAGCCACUAGGAGAGUAUCUGAUAGGUAACCAAGACUCCUCCGUCAAGGGGGCUCAUGCUCGAUACAGACCAUAUGACCUGGCCGCUAUUGACUGUCGCAGAAAGAUGGCUGCUGUUCAUGGAGACCCUAGUCUAGAGAAGAAGCACAAGGCCUACCUGGAAGUCUGUGCUCAAUUCCAGCCUGUCUUCAGAUUCUUUUUCCUGGAGAAGUACCUGGAACCUGCUCAGUGGUAUGAGAGACGGCUGGCUUACACCAAGAGUGUGGCUACAAACUCCAUAGUGGGUUAUAUUCUUGGCCUGGGUGAUCGCCAUGUUCAGAACAUCUUGGUGGACUGUAACAGUGCUGAGCUUAUACACAUUGACUUAGGUGUAGCAUUUGAACAAGGUCACAUCUUGCCCACACCAGAGACGGUGCCAUUUCGUCUGACACGUGACAUAGUGGACGGUAUGGGUAGUCCAGGGGUAGAGGGAGUCUUCAGAAGGUGUUGUGAAAAGACGAUGGAAGUGAUGCACCAGAACCAGGAGUCUUUGUUAACCAUCCUACAAGUGUUACUAUACGACCCGCUCUACACCUGGACAAUGUCUCCCCUCAAGGCCUAUAACCUACAGCAGGACCGCCAGCAGGCAGACACCUCUGAUCUCAACGCAACAGGGGACCUCAUUGAUGAUGAUAACAACGAUGAUGAGAGUGAUGAAAAAGUCAACAAGCUAGCAGAGCGAACUCUUCUGCGGUUACAACAGAAACUUCAGGGCAUUGAAGAUGGAGUCCAGCUAAGUGUCCAUGGACAAGUGAACCAUCUGAUACAGGAGGCCAGGGACACAACAAACUUGUGUAAGCUCUUCCCUGGAUGGCAGCCAUACAUAUGAUAGAGGCCAGGUACAUAUGAACCAUCUGAUACAGGAGACCAGGGACACAACAAACCUGUGUAAGCUCUUCCCUGGAUGGCAGCCAUACAUAUGAUAGAGGCCUGGUACAUAUGAACCAUCUGAUACAGGAGACCAGGGACACAACAAACCUGUGUAAGCUCUUCCCUGGAUGGCAGCCAUACAUAUGAUAGAGGCCUGGUACAUAUGAACCAUCUGAUACAGGAGGCCAGGGACAUGAUACAGGGGACCAGGCACCUGUAAUCCUUCUGAUCCAGGAGACCAGGGACAUACGUACCAUAUAAUACAGGAGGCUAGGGACACAACAAACCUGUGUAAGCUCUUCCCUGGAUGGCAGCCGUACAUAUGAACCAUCUGAUACAGGAGACCAGGGACACAACAAACCUGUGUAAGCUCUUCCCUGGAUGGCAGCCAUACGUAUGAUAGAGGCCAGUUACAUAUGAACCAUCUGAUACAGGAGACCAGCGACACAACAAACCUGUGAAAGCUCUUCCCUGGAUGGCAGCCAUACAUAUGAUAGAGGCCAGGUACAUAUGAACCAUCUGAUACAGGAGACCAGGGACACAACAAACCUGUGUAAGCUCUUCCCUGGAUGGCAGCCAUACAUAUGAUAGAGGCCAGGUACAUAUGAACCAUCUGAUACAAGAGACCAUUGACAUGAUACAGGGGACCAGGGACCUGUAAUCCUUGUGAUCCAGAAGACCAGGGACAUAUGUACCAUAUGAUACAGGAGGCUAGGGACAUAUGAACCAUCUUACACAGGAGACUAGGGACAUAUGCACAAUCUAAUACAGGAGACCCUGGCCAUAUGAACCAGCUGAUUCAGGAGAUCAGGGACAUAUGAACCAUAUGCUACAGGAUACCCUGGCCAUAUGAACCAUCUGAUUCAGGAGAUCAGGGACAUAUGAACUAUAUGAUACAGGAUACCCUGGCCAUAUAAACCAUCUGAUACAGGAGACCCGGGCCAUAUGAACCAUAUGCUACAGGGGACCUGGGUCAUAUGAACCAUGUUAUUCAGGAGACCAGAUACAUAUGAACCAUAUGAUACAGGAGACCAGGUACAUGUGAACCAUAUGAUACAGGAGAUCAGGUGUAUAUGAACUGUAUGAUACAGGAAACCAGGGACAUACGACCCAUCUGAUAAAGGCACCCAAAAACAGCACAAAUCUAUGAAAGAAACUUCUUGGGAUGGCAACCUGACAUGUCAGAGGUGACUUUGGAGUAAAGAUGGAGUACACCUGUGGUACAAUUCAGUAUCAGCAGCAGCAUUUGUUCAGGAUGGUGCUAACAUAUGUGUGUCUAUUAUUUUCAGUAUUGGCUACAGAAGUCUCUCCGAAUGAGAACAGUGAAGCACACUGAAGACAAAAGACUUUUUUACAUACUUUUGGAAUCACAAAUUACCUUUACCAAAUACAGAGCAACAGACUGGAUGGUUUAUCAAUGCCCUUCAGUAUACAUGUAAAAUUGAGCCUCAGACAUUGUCUAAUGAAAACUUCAUAUCAUGCAUUUUGAUUCUUUUUCCACUCAUGUAUACACUGCUUCCAUUAUCAACCAUUGUUAUUUGUGGUUUCUGAAGGCAAGUCAUAUUUUGUUGGAAUAAAUUGUUACCAGAAGUUGGCGUAUCAGUCAUAUAUAUUACGAGAUUACUGGUAGACCUGUUUGAAGUGAACAUAAGUCUGCCAUUAUAUAUAUACUAUAUUUACACAGAGAAAAUGGUAUAGGACACAGUUAUCACAGAAAAAUACCUAAAAAAUUGUAUAAACGUUUGAAAGUCGAGAAUAUGAAGUUCAGCAUUGAGGAUAUGGCACUGACGAACAAUUCAUUCCAAAUAGCCAUGUUGUAGAAGCCCUUACGAACUUGGCCAGUCACUAGUGCUGAAAGUGUCACAUGAUAAUUGUCUGUCACGUCAAAACACCUAUUAGCUCUCAACUGUCGGUGUAGUUUCUUAUAGUGGAUAGACAGAUAUCGGUGCAAUAAAUUGGAUUUUGAGCUUAUUUAAAGUGUUAAACAGAUGCAUUUUGAACCUCACAUUUAUGAGCAGGGAUCUGAAAACGGCUGCCCGUGUCAGAAUGCGUACAUGUUGAGCAGGAUACUGCAGUAACUUUUCAGGGUGAGCUGGCAACAAAACCGCCAUGUGAGAGUCAUUUUUUGUUUGGUAAAUUCCAUGAAGUUGGCACAACCAUCUAGGCCAAAUGCUAACACCCAUGUACAAGAACCCUGUUUAUUUUGUUGAUAAACGUUUUAGAACAUUUCUGGAAUACUACUUUAUUAAUUAAUUCAGCUGUAGUGGCUGACUAUAUGUUCACUUUAAAUUAAGGUGGUUUAUGGUAUGUGUAUUAAUUACAGUACUUCAUGUAGAAAUAUGAAAUUUGAGCCAAAGAUUACAUGCCAACCUGCUAAUAAAUUGCAGUGGAGAAAUAUUGAGUUGUCAUCUUGUCGUUUAAUACUAUAUGUUUGUGAUAAAGUAUGUCCUUAUUACUGCCAGCUCAUGAAGACUACUUCCAAAUGAUGUUGCUACAUUUUUGAAUAUCAGUGCUUUUUGUAGUUGUUUUGUUUGUGAGCUUUUGAUUGUUAGUUUUUGUGCUUUGAAAUGUUUUUUUAUGAUGUUGUCGUCUGAGCAGGUUGUUGCCCUCUUGUUAAAUUCUAUAUGUUGUUCACAUGCCAAUAUGUUUUCAAUGUGUUGCUUUUCUGACAUGAAAUGUUCAUUUGGCAAUAUCGUCAAAGUAUUGUUACAUUUGUUACAAUGGUGAUCUUUUCAAAUUGACAGGAGUAAAUGGUCUGCCAGCAACCUGUGGAUGGCCAUGAGGUUCCCCUGGCACUGCCUGGUUUCCACACACCAUA
Molecule: messenger RNA, 12276 nt
Organism: Liolophura sinensis
Lineage: Eukaryota; Metazoa; Mollusca; Polyplacophora; Chitonida; Chitonidae
Product: serine-protein kinase ATM-like
Exons: 62
Coding region: 268-9417 (3049 amino acids)
Biological process (GO): DNA repair
Molecular function (GO): protein binding; protein serine/threonine kinase activity
Source: RefSeq, a predicted model, not a curated record